This is a messenger RNA of Prunus armeniaca (apricot), 1431 nucleotides long. The record is from the annotation of a GenBank genome assembly. Lineage: Eukaryota; Viridiplantae; Streptophyta; Magnoliopsida; Rosales; Rosaceae.
AUGCAAAGCAUGAGAGCCUCGGAAUUUUCCACAAGCUCCCAAUCCCUUAUUGAACAAGAACAAACAGAAUCACAACCUAAAAUCACCACCAAGAGUCCCAAGAAGCUAGCAUUUCUUCCACUUGUCUUCCUCAUAUACUUUGAAGUCUCUGGAGGCCCCUAUGGUGAAGAAUCAGCUGUGGGGGCUGCUGGUCCUCUCUUUGCCAUUCUUGGCUUCCUCAUCUUCCCCUUCAUUUGGAGCAUCCCUGAGGCCCUUGUCACGGCUGAGCUGGCCACCGCCUACCCCGGCAACGGCGGCUUUGUCAUUUGGGCACACCAAGCUUUUGGUCCCUUCUGGGGCUCCCUCAUGGGCUCUUGGAAAUUCCUCAGUGGGGUCAUCAACUUGGCUUCAUAUCCAAUUCUUUGUGUAGACUAUCUCAAGCUGGUAAUUCCCAUUUUCUCUUCUGGCUUACCUCGCUUUGUUGCUGUAUUUGUCUCAACUUUGGUGCUAUCGUUUCUCAACUACUCUGGUUUGAGUAUAGUUGGUUACACUGCAGUAGGUUUAGGGAUUGUGUCACUUUGUCCAUUUAUAAUAAUGUCUUUGGUUGCAAUCCCCAAGAUUGAUCCAAGCAGAUGGAUCAGUUUGGGUCAGAAGGGUGUUAAAAAAGAUUGGACAUUAUUUAUCAAUACCCUAUUUUGGAACUUGAAUUUUUGGGACAAUGCUAGUACUCUAGCUGGUGAAGUAGAAGAACCCCAAAAGCUAUACCCAAAAGCACUUUUUUCUGCUGGCAUUCUCACAUGUUUGGGUUACGUAAUUCCUCUCCUGGCUGCAACUGGUGCUAUUCCACUUGACCAAGAAGAUUGGGUUGAUGGGUAUUUAGCUUCUGCUGGGGAAAUGAUUGCUGGGAAAUGGCUGAAAUUCUGGAUUGAAAUUGGUGCAGUUUUAUCAAUUAUUGGACUGUUUGAGGCCCAGUUAAGUAGUUGUGCAUACCAACUUUUAGGCAUGGCAGACUUGGGAAUUUUACCAAUGAUUUUUGGGGCAAGGUCCAAAUGGUUCAACACCCCUUGGUUAGGAAUUCUGAUUUCAACAGUCAUAGCACUUUCUGUUUCUUACUUGGAUUUCACAGACAUUAUAUCUUCUGCCAAUUUCUUGUACAGCUUGGGCAUGCUAUUGGAAUUUGCAUCUUUUCUUUGGUUGAGGGUGAAGUUUCCAGCUCUGAAAAGACCUUUUGAAGUUCCAAUGGGCCUGCCAGGGCUGGUGGUUAUGUGCUUGAUUCCAUCUGGUUUUUUGGUCUAUGUGUUGGCUGUGGCCACCAAAGCUGUUUAUUUGGUUAGUGCAUUGAUGACUCUGUUUGGUGUUGCCUGGUACCUUUUCAUGAAUCUCAGCAAAUCAAAGACGUGGUUUGAUUUCAAAAUGGAAGAAGAAAAAUUGGACAAUGAGGAAAGAGCUUAG